Molecule: messenger RNA, 6837 nt
Organism: Equus caballus (horse)
Lineage: Eukaryota; Metazoa; Chordata; Mammalia; Perissodactyla; Equidae
Gene: KRT32
Product: keratin 32
Biological process (GO): intermediate filament organization; epithelial cell differentiation
Cellular component (GO): cytoskeleton
Molecular function (GO): structural molecule activity
Source: RefSeq, a predicted model, not a curated record
GGGACGACAGGGUCCCUAUGCCCCUGUUUGGGUGCAGAGAGGCCUAUAGUGAGGCUUUUUGCUCAGCUUUCCUGAUGAAGAUGCUUCUCCAAGAUUCCAAUGUGGUGACGGGUGUCAGAGACCUCUCUUACUCCCCGUCUUAGUGUCCACGCUCAUGGGAUCCCAGAGGAGCAUGGAUAAGGCUGAGACCAGUACGACUGGAGGCAUUUCAGGCCACCUUUAGCCUCAGGCCUGCGGUCCUUCUAAGAACAGCAAUAUGGACUCUCACCCAGGGAAGCCUCAGGAGCGUGUUUGCAUCAACUCCCGCUUCACUGCAGCCCUUUCACACAGCCCUUCCGGUUCAGCAAAGCCCCUUAAAAUCCACACACCAUUAAAAGCAGGAGAGUCUUGUCCUUGAGACUCAUCACGUUCUUGUGCAGCCUUGGCAUCUGGUGAGGCACACAGUGCCUUUGGGUACCAAAGCAUUUCUGUAUGGAAGUGGGAGCUCCCAGCAUCCUGAUCCAAAGGUUCUCAUUUGUGUCCAGAAUGUCCUCCCCUAACAGACCAGGCAAAGACCAAGCUCCAUCUAUUCCAGUGGGAAAUGGAGAAGGAUGAAGGCAAAACUUUCUGAGAUAGACAGAAAGGCGGGUUGUCCCCAGAUGUCCAUGUGCCCUUCAUAAGAUGCUGAGAGCUCUGCUAAGGAACUUCAGGGAUACUGAGAGAGUUGUAACAGCGCCCAAGGUGGAGAACAGAUUGGUGAAAGAUGCUGACCAAGGUGGGCCUGAGGCCCCCACCCCUCAAGGGUGCCCAGUAUAGUUCACCCUGAUUCAGUGUAGAUUCCCCCGCCUUUCUAAGCCCCUGUAAAGGAGGCCCUGGGCUUUGAGUUCUCCCAGCCUCCUCUCUCCUGGCUCGCUGCACCACCUCAGCUUCAGUCUUCUUGGAACACCUUGGCUGGUUUUGCUGAGGCUCAGUCACCUGAAGAAGAUGGCCAUCUUGGGAUCAUUCAGUCAUUCAACAAACCCACACCGAGUGCUUCCCUGGGCCAGGCAGUGCAUUAGGUGCCAGGAACAGGAUUGACCCUCACUGGAGGGAGGCCUAGGGAUGGCACAUGAAGGACGCCCACUCACUGCCUCUUUUCCUUCCAGGAAAAGAGGAGACCAGCUACAGGGGGCCAUGGUGUUAGUGUGAUGAAUGUGGGCUCCAAAAGUGAGUCAGACUGCCCUAGAGUCAAAUCCCGGCCCCACCACUUACCGUCUGUGGGAGCUUUAGCAGGUGGCAGUCCCUUCCUGAGUCUCAGUAUCCUCAUCAAAAAAAUAGAGAACGUGACGCUUACUGUGCUAUAAUCCCUAAUGCUUUGCUGAGCACAUGCUGGGCUUGUGAAAGCCGAUCAACAUUGUUGAUUCUGUUCUAGCUGGGUGCCUGGAUCGCUCUGAUAGUGGGCACCCACCUUUUCCUUGUCCGGGGUUUCAUUCAUUUCUGAGGUUCGUUCUGAGCAGCAAUGCCCAGGGUAAAGCAGGCCAGCCAAAGUGGACGUGGAGUUAUAUGACUUGUUGUCCAAUUCUGACUUGGAGCAAAGUCAGUGCCGGAAGCCAUGGCAGCAAGCAGCACACGGAUGCUCUCUUGAGCAUAUGGCUCCAGUGAACUGUUUUACAUAAACCACAUGCUUCCUCUUUAUGGCAUCCUUUGUGGUACAAGCGCCUUCCAAGCUCCUCCUGACUCCCCCCAAGAUAUGCUACCCAGAUCCUGUGUAGCCGUGCCUCUAAUUAUUGUUUACUCCCUUUGCUUGUGCUUUUAAAUUAUGAUGCUCUUUCCAUUCGGCCUGAGGUUCUCAGCCUUGGCUGCACUUUGGAAUGACCUGAAGAACUUUAAAAAAAUAUGGAUUUCUGGUCUCACCCCCAGAAAUCCUGACUUAGUUGGUCUGGAAUGUGGCCUGGCGCUGGAGUUUUUCAAAGCUCUUCAAGGGUUCCCCUGUGCGGCCAGGGCCGAGAGCUCCUGCAUUAGUGGGGGGGCCUCUGGGCAAGGCAGCUGGGGCAACAGGCCUCUCAGUGCAGCUCGGACCCAGACCUUAGUGCCAUCUGAUCCCAGAUUGUACUUGUGACUCUUCCUUAGUUCUGGCUUUUUUCUCUCCUUUAAUUUCAAACAACUGAACCGAAUUUUUAAUUUCAGUUUCUGUACUUUUAAUUCCAAAGAGCUAUUUUUUGUUCUCUGUUCCUCUUUUAUAACAUCCAGCUCUUGUUUCAAGGAUGUAACUGCUAUACUGAUCUCCGAGAUUAUUAAAAAAAUAUAUUUAUCUAUCUUAAUAGAUUGUUGCAGAUUCUGCAUUGUUUUGUUUUCCCCAAUUUCCUCUUUUUCACUGUUUUCUUUGUUUGCUUGUUUUGUUUUGUCUCUGCUUUUCAUGUUGGAAACUUCUCUCAAAUGUCUGGGAUCCUUCUGUUUGUAUGUAAGGACGAGACACUAGAAAGCUGAUGGAGCGUGCUAUGUACACGGGCAGGUUGGCAAAUUGGCUUUUUGGCUGGUAGAACUACCUAAAUUCAGUUUUUGUAAGUCUUUCCUCUGGAGUCAUUUUGUUUUUUCAAAGAGCGGAGGGUAGGAGCUGGUCUUGGGCCUGGACACGCCUCCUGCCUGCCCUUACUUGAGAAGGCCCUUCAUCCUGGACCUAUUUAGCCCAAACUCUCACCAGUAUUCCUUCCUGUUUUCUCCCACUUGCUUGGCUUUUUCUGCAUCACUUUCCCUUCUCUCCCUCUCCUUUUUCUAAUAAAUAUAUUUGCUCAAUAGCUCGCUUUGGCCUCAGAGGGGCUGGGCUCCAGUGAGAGCCUUUGGAUUCAGAUGGAUCUAAUCUGGACCCACUGUGAGCCUGCCCUGGGGCUGCCUUUCCUGGCCCCCACUUCUUCCACGAAAUGUCCCCCAGGUCUGGCACACUGGCCGGACAUCUAGUCUUUGAACACUCUGCUCUCGUUUUUCGCACCACUCUGAUGUGAAACUCAGUCCUUCCUUCACAAUGUAAAAUACUGCUCACGCCAAGCAUCUGAAUUUGGUGGUCUUUGCUGAAGAUCUCUUGGGGACCAUGAGGUGGGACUGUGUCACACAGGUCACAGCCUCUCACCACCUUCCUGGUGCCUCUCUUCCUGGCUCCUGCCUCUCUCUCCUCUCACUCCUUCCUGCCACGAUUGCCCUGGGAGCUUCAAACUCUUCUCCUCUUUCUCCCUCUGAUGUCUUGCUAGCCAGCAUCAAGGCACUUGGGGUCCCGCCUUCUACCCCAACAACUUCUUAAUGCAUUUUUUCAAGUAAAGACAAUUCUUUCUGCAAGAGGAAUUCUGGCGGCAAGCGUUAAGAUACACACACUCCUAUACCUCAGCGGUGCUCCAAAGCGCCUGGAGGACUCGUUAGACACAGAUGGUGGGGCCCUACCCUCAGGGUUUCUGAUUCAGUUGGUCUGGGGUGGACCCAGAAACUGCGUUUCUAACAUGGUCCUGAGUGAUGUUGAUGCUGCGCGUCUGGAGACCACACUUUGAGAACCCCUCCUACACCUGCUUACAGUAAUUAUAUUGUAAUUUAUUUUGGUGAGGAUUAAACGGGCAAAUUAAUGCCAAGCACCCAGCACAGUACCUGGCACUUAUGUAUGUUACAUAAGUACUGGUUAUGAUUUUAAAGAGUGGUCUGAUGAGUCUCAUUCCACGUGGUUGCUGUCACAGCUCCUUCUGUCUAAUGCCACUGUCUUCUCUAAACAGUUAAUCCAGACAAAGGAACUGGAAUUUAUGAUUGUUGCAGGAAAUCAAACUGAGAGAUAAUCUAGUCUAACCCUUUCAAUUUGCAUGAGGAAACAGAGGCCAAGAGAAGUGACUUCCCCAAGAUCACACAGCAAGUUAGAAGGUAGCAUCUCUAUCUUGACUUUUCUUAAGCAACAAAUUUUGGGGACUAUGGCUGGGUGGCAUUUGCCCUUCGCUGCCGCUUCACCAACACUUCUAGAAAUACAUGAAAAAUAAGAAAGUACUUAUACUCCAAUAUUUUACUGAGAAGAUUAAUGAAUAAAAAGUGUCUAUGUAACACACACAUCUUAGACAGGAAGUGUGUGAGCCCACAAGUACUGCAGGCAGGACUGAGGACCCCUGGUCCUGCCCAUUGCUUUCUUAAGGAAUGCCCAAGGCUUCUAUAAUUGGGGACAUGCUUCCAGACUUAGCUCAUCUUGGGGCUGCAUAGUGUGGCUUCUCAAGGGAGCUGGUUCAUGCUGCUUCCGGUCUCCGAGGUCCUGGAGUGAGCCCUCCCUGGCCACCACUGCAGAAAGCAAAAGCAGAGUCUGUUCCAGCCUGUCCAAGCUCAGUCUGUUCAACAAUCAUCGAACUUGUGACAACUCUGCGCGUGGAGCAGCAAGAAAUGGAGGGGAGGAUCCAGAGAUGCUCAAGACGGAGCAUCUGCCUCAGAGAGAUCUUCACGACAUUGAUCUCCUUUCCCAAGAGUAUGGUCCUCCCGUCUCUGUUUCUCAGUCGUGUCCAGUUGGAAGGAUGUCCCUGAUUCUUAGGCUCUCUGUCUGUGUCCUGAGUUUGUUCUCUCCUCCCUGAUUGUAUUUUCUUCCUCUUGGUAGGAAGACAAUGCGUGCUAAGAAGCCUCAGACGUUCUUUCUCCUUUCUCCCUGGAUUUAUACCACUGCCAGUAUGGGUGCAGCUUCUGUCUCCCACACAUUUCCUCUUUAAGGGGCCAGGCCUCUUCUGACAGGGAAUGCUCCCAUUAAAAGGAGCAGCCACUGCCCCACAGAACUGUGGCCUUUCUCAGGGCCGGAGCCGGUGGGGGCGCAGGGGGCAAGGCCACUAGUGGCCCAGGGCCAGGCUGCUGUGGUAUCCUGGCAGCCCUGCCCUGGUAAUGAGGGCCCAGGCGUGGAGGCGAUCCUUUGAAGAUGUGUCCUGCAGCCCUCCCCUGGCGAUCAAUGACAGGAGCCCAGAGUCCUGCUUUAGCCAAAUGACAAGCUUGGCCUCUUUUAUGAGGAAAGAAACUCCUUAUUGGAAACCAAAUUAAAAAUUAAUUAGCAGCUUCUUCUGGGGCUGGGUAUAAACAUCAACAUCCAUGAUGACUUUCUAGCAGGAGCCCCCUCACUCCAAGGGUAUAAAAAGGCCCAAGCAGGAUGCGGUCUUGUAGACACUGGUGAUCCAGGUCACUGCAGCUGAGGAGAAGGGGCCUCCCCAACAUGACAUCCACCUGCUCACCGGCCUCCACCAAGAGCUGCCCCCGGCCCUCCUCUGUGUGCUCCAGCAGCAAGAGCUGCCGGCCUGAGCUGUGCCUGGGUUAUGUCUGCCAGCCCGUGACAUGCGUGCCUUCCGUCUGCAUGCCCACCACCUACCGGCCGGCCAGCUGCCUUUCCAAGACGUACCUCUCCAGCUCCUGCCAGCCCAGCAGCUGCCGGCCAACCAGUGGCAUCUCCAGCUCUCUGGGUACCUGCAGCUGGUACUGUGAAGGGACCUUCAAUGGCAACGAGAAGGAGACCAUGCAGUUCCUGAACGACCGCCUGGCCAACUACCUGGAGAAGGUGCGCCAGCUGGAGCGGGAGAAUGCAGAACUGGAGAGCAAGAUCCAAGAGGCCUGCCAAUCUCAGGUGGUCACCAUGUGUCCUGACUACCAGUCUUACUUCCGGACCAUCGAGGAGCUCCAGCAGAAGGUUCUGUGCACCAAGGCAGAGAAUGCCAGGAUGGUUGUGCACAUUGAUAAUGCCAAGCUGGCUGCUGAUGACUUCAGGACCAAGUACGAGACGGAGCUGACCAUGCGGCAGCUGGUGGAAGCCGACACUAACGGCCUGCGCAGGAUCCUGGAUGAGCUGACCCUGUGCAAAGCUGACCUGGAGAUGCAGGUGGAGUCCCUGAAGGAGGAGCUGCUCUGCCUCAAGAAGAACCACGAGGAGGAAGUCAGCGCCCUUCGAUGCCAGCUUGGGGACCGCCUUAACAUUGAGGUGGAUGCCGCGCCCCCUGUGGACCUGAACAGGAUGCUGGAAGAGAUGCGGUGUCAGUAUGAGACGGUGGUGGAGACCAACCGCAGGGAUGUGGAGGAAUGGUUCAACACGCAGAUGGAGGAGCUUAACCAGCAGGUGGCCACGAGCUCUGAGCAGCUUCAGAGCUACCAGUCGGAUAUCAUUGAUCUGAGACGAACGGUCAACACGUUGGAGAUUGAGCUGCAGGCCCAGCACAGCCUGAGGGACUCUCUGGAAAAUACCCUGGCGGAGACCGAGGCCCGCUAUGGCUCCCAGCUGGCCCAGAUGCAGAGUCUGAUCAGCAACGUGGAGGCCCAGCUGGCCAACAUCCGCUGCGAUCUGGAGCGGCAGAACCAGGAGUAUCAGGUGCUGCUGGACAUCCGGGCCCGGCUGGAGUGCGAGAUCAACACGUACCGGGGCCUGCUGGAGAGCGAGGACUGCAAGUUGCCCUGUAACCCGUGCUCCACGCCGUCCUGUCCCCCUUGUGCGCCCUCCCCCAGUGUGCCCCGCAGCGUGGUGCCAUGCACUGUCGUCGGUGUACCUUGUAUUACCUGCCCUCCCGGCCGCUACUGAAGUUCCUCAGCACCGGUGGAUCCUGGAGGGACCAGAGCUGGGCGGCUGGUGCCUCCUCAGGAUGAGCCUGACCACGGGUGGGUGGCCGCCAAGACAGCAGGGUCCGCCCGGGCCAGCAAGGAACCAGGCACCACGUGCAGCGGUACCAGGAGGAGGGCCGUCCGCAAUGCGCCUGCAUCCUGCAGGGGGCGCCCUAGCCCCCACCGCUUAGCGCCUGCCCGGCUCACUUCCCCGGCAAAUCGCUCUCUUCGCUGAUGCUUCUGGUUGUCUCCGCUGCUUCAGGAGCACGUGUUCCGAGUUACCUGGAAAAUAAAGCCUCAUUUGGUGGUCCUGCA